AUGGUUUCUGAUUCUAUCUACCGUGGUAACCCGUCGCUUUUCGUUUUGCAGCAACUCCAUCGAAGCUGGCAUCUUGUCGAAAGUUUUGCGGCAAGUUUUUGCGCUUUGAAUUUUAUCGGCGGCGUCCGAUCCGCAUUCUUCUUGGGCCUCUUGGCUGGCGGUCCAGCUGCUAUUUGGUCGUCUUAUUUGAUCACCCUCGUCUUCAUGACUAUCACAGCAUGGGUCCUUGCGGAAAUUUGCUCUGCACUGCCGUUGAGCGGCUCCAUAUACAUUUGGAGUGCAGAAAGUGCGGGUCCUAAAUAUGCGAGGUUCUUCGGUUUCAUCGUUGCUUGGUGGGCUUGCACUGCUUGGAUGACUUUCGUUGCAGGCAAUUGUCAGACAGCUGCAAAUUAUAUUGUUUCCCAGCUGGCAGUCUGGGAAGUGGAUUUUCCUGGGGGAGUCGGCGACGACAACGUUAAAUGGCGAGCAUUGAUUUGGGCAAUCUCCGAAGGGCUGCUUGUCCUUUCCGUCGUGAUCAACUACUUGCCUCCUAGACUCUAUUCCGCUAUUUUCAAGUUUUCGGUCUUUCUCAUGAUGCUCGAUUUCUUCCUUUGCGUCAUCUGGCUCCCCAUUGGAGUAUCGAAGACCUAUGGCUUCCGCUCUGCGAAGGACGUUUUUACACAGACUUAUAACGGAACCGGCGCUCCAGCUGGAUGGAAUUGGAUCCUAUCUUUUCCCGCUGUCAAUUUUGCACUUGAGAAACGCUUAAGUCGUCUUCAGAAUACUAGUAUUGCUAUCGUCGCUGCCUCUCGCUUAGUAUUUGCAGUCGCACGCGAUGGCGUUAUGCCAGGGUCCAAGUGGAUCAGUCAAGUUGACUCCGAAGGGCAACCCAAAAAUGCCGUCACUGUCAUCUACAUAUUCGCUGCCUGCCUUUUGUGCACUAUUCUGCCAAGUCAAGUGGCUUUCUAUUCGCUCGUUUCUGCCGGUGGAGUGCCAACAAUUGCCGCCUACGGCCUAAUCGCGCUUCUGAGACUUACAAUGACACCGGACGACUUCAAGUCGUCAUACUUUUUUCUGGGACGAUUCCGAAGACUUUUCUAUUUUGUGACAGUAUUGUUCAGUGGAUUAAUCGUCGCAGUGAUGCUGUCACCGUUUUUCUUCCCCGUCAACGCGCAAAACUUUAACUUCGCCUGCGUUAUCUUUGGCGCCGUUACUGUGUUUGGAGUUGCCAGCUGGUAUUUCACGCCUGAGGAGAAGUGGCUUCGUCCACAACUAGUCGCCCAGGCGCUGAAAACUUCGGAACAGCCUCCAGUUGCAUAAGGAAUUUUACCCUCUUUCUACGUUUUGAGAUCUUGUUUUUUUUUUGGAAGCACAACUGUUAUCGUUUGCUAUCAGUAUAUGCAAUUACUUUCUAGAGCUA
Molecule: messenger RNA, 1399 nt
Organism: Laccaria bicolor S238N-H82
Lineage: Eukaryota; Fungi; Basidiomycota; Agaricomycetes; Agaricales; Hydnangiaceae
Product: APC amino acid permease
Exons: 8
Coding region: 1-1299 (432 amino acids)
Biological process (GO): transmembrane transport
Cellular component (GO): membrane
Molecular function (GO): transmembrane transporter activity
Source: RefSeq, a predicted model, not a curated record